GGAAGAUGACAAAGCGCGUAUAGUUCGUGAUUAUGGAGUAUGACUCUGCAUCGAGUUGCGAAGGUCGUCUGAGAGAUUUUGAAGUUUCAGAAGAUCUGCCGCGUUUAGGAGGAACGCAAAAACCUGAACGUUCAGCUUGUAAUACAAAUACCACGCCAUGGCAUUCUUUACAAGUUCUGGCACCGCAGUCAAAGCUGAAACUGGGGACAACAAACAGAAGCCUUUCCUCUCAGGUGAUGGAGUAUUACCACAAAUAUUCUCAAAGUGCAAAUUUAGAUCAGUAUUUUUCAUUGCCUACAACCAGCGCAACGCCAGAAGCAAUUAAAUAUUAUUAUAGUAUAUACGAAGUAAAUCCUAAAUUAGGAGAUCAUAGGCAAGACUGUAUCGGCGAGGAAUAUAAUUUAAGAUCUUGCGUGCCUAGAGAGAGAAGAAGAUGGGUAAGACCACCUCUUAUCGGUCAGUCUUCAAACACAGAAUCAACAUCCAGGUACGUUCAGCCAUUGUCCAAUCCUGAGUCUCCAUCACCCGAUUUAAAACGUGUUACACCGGAAACAAUUUUAGAAGAGAAACAUGAAAGUCCAGAGAUACUAACCGAAGUGACAGAAAGAAAAAUAUCUUCUCCAACUUCUAGUAUUGCUUCCCACAAGCCGCUCGAAUGGGAUAGCGGCGCAGACGUCGGAUACUUCAACAUAUUACCUAGUAAUAAACAGAGCGACAAGAAAUUAAGUACAAUCGAACGUAUGGCUUUAGCGAGAGGUUGUUCCGCCGCUUUAAGACUCGAUCCUGAAGGUACUACAGAAUCGGGGAUAUCUGGAAAACUUGCAGGAGGUCAGAAAAGCACUAAAGCUUCCAUGACUCCUGACGCCAAUUCUACUCCUUUGUUGGGGAACGCUUCAGGAUCGGAGAGCGAGAUCGAAAUCACUCCCAUCGUGAAGAAUCACUUGCCAGGUAUAAUAACAGGAAGCGGUAUAAAGUCAACUGAAAGAUCUCUACCUAAAGAUCUCAAGCAGCAAGAUGUUUUCAUGCAACACUCAAAAAGGGAGCAACAUAUCCAUGACACGCCCAAGUCGACGUUUACGUUUAAAUUACCUUUCGCGAAACAUUCGACCGAGGUGAGAAAAGUAACGAACAAACAAAACGUGAGCAAAGAGAACGUAUGUCCACCAGCGUUGCCUUUGAAAAAGAGUACAUCGAUGAACACGUUAGUUAUAUCAUCUUCAAAAUCAACCCUGAAAAGGAGUCAAAGCGAGUUAAACUUGUACGCUAGAGAUAAGAAUAGAGCUACGUUGCCGUUAAUGUUCAACUCUUCCUCUUCGAUCUCCACUAUUGUAAAUAAACCUUCCACUUGUGAUAAAGUUAUACAAACCAGCCUGAACAUCUACACUCAAGAAUCCGUUGGUGUUCAAGUUUCGGUUCUCGAUGAAGAGAAGCCACCAUUGCCAAAGAGAGGAACUAGUUUGCAAAAAAGUUUCAUCACAAUUCUAAAGGACGUACCAAACGGUACGUAUAAGGUUCCAAAUUCAAGGAAACAGGAAGCCGCAACUGAAACGCGAGAGGCUGUAACGGGCCAGCAACGAUGUCGCGACGAAACCAAACAGCGAUCGACGCGUUCGGAAGUAUCGAGAAAUGGAUCUGCAACGCAAACACCUCAACCUGAUGAUACGGAAAAUAUAACGGGAAGGGCGAACAGUUUUGAAUAUUUUCCUGGUCACGUUUACGAGAACGUACCAAAUGGAAGCGGUAGCCACGUCUCUUCGUCGGAGACCGGAAGAUCGCACUCUACUCUACCUAAUACAAGCUCCAGUAUUAACGAGAAACUGUGGGGAGAUUCGGACAGCUUGGUGAGAGAUCUGGAACGUAGCGUCAACAUCCUGAAAAGUCUCGUCGACGCGAACAAGUGCGACAAGGAGGUGAAGAAAAGACUGAUACAUCACGUGGUGAAAAGACUUAUAACAGCCAAAUAUACGGACGACAAGAUCGAGCACAAUUUAGAGGACAAUGUCCCGUGGAACCCGGACGACGCCAGACAGAAAGUUUACGGGGCAGAGAUAUUUCAAGCUUUAACAAAGAAACACAACACCAGCGAUUCAUCGGCCGAUUGGAAUCCACAGAAAGGGAUGACGAGGGAUAAGUCUACGAGAACCGGGAGGGGGAUCGCGAAAGAUGUUACCUUGGACAGCAGCAGCGACAAGAUGGACAAAAACACGGAUAGAACGGAGACUGAUGGUCGAAAGGCGAGGAUGGGUCUCAGACUGGACGACUGUCAUCGAAGUAGCAACACCACAACCGAUCCGGAGAAAAGCGAGAGUUCCGACUGUUUCUUCCCACAAAGAGGUCGCAAGGGUAACAAGGUACAGGACAUAUUCUGCGUGAAGGAGAGGUGCAAAUUAUCGCAGGGAGACUCGUCGACGACGAACACCACACCGCCCGAUCACAAUAGAAUGUUACUGGACGCGGUUGUUAACAACAGAAAAGCAAGCGUUCGCUCGAGCAACAACACGGACGAACAGGUGGACUGGAGACUGCUCACUACCUUCUCCGAGAGGCAAUUCGAACUGAAAAAAUGCAGUAAUUCUGAUUCUGGGGACUCAAAGUUAGUCAGCUACGCGGAGAUGGAGAAGAGGAAUCAAUUGAUUUGGAUUACAAACGAGAUCAGCCAUCUAUGCAAUCUGAAGAAACUUUUGGAGGAACCGCGAAGACUGGACAGACCCCGGGCAUCCCCGAAGAAAUCUAGGUCCGCAAACUUCAGGACCAAGCCCGUAGAGUCUCUGCCUCACAUGCACGAACUGUCCAAAACGAACGAUUACUCGCAGAGAAACGGAUCGGACGCCCGAGCUAAUUUUGUCGAAGAACCCUGGUCGUCCCAUUGCAAUCUCGCGGCGUGUCAGCCUUCCAGCAGGUCAAACAGCGUCAUCCAACGCGUUAAGAAACGAAACAGUUGCGCGCAAACGGCGACCAAUGUAACGGGCGCGCAUUCGAAGACUGGUGGUGAGAUCGUGUCCGCCUCGAGCAUACACAACUCCACGACGAAGCUGAUAAGCACCGGGGUGCAAACCGUUCCCCAGGAAUCCUCCUCCACGGUCCCCACCUUGAUACAGUCGGAAAUCGUGCAUUACAUCAAGUGCCCCGCGCACGAUGCGAUGCAUUUCCAGAAUAGCUGCAAAUACACCGAGCAGCCCAAUCAGUGUAUGAAGCAUCAAGCUAUUCAGAACGUGCUCACUACUUGCGUGCAUUGUUUGCAGGAACAAAAGGAUCAGUCGAAUAGGAUUCAAAAGGUGUACCCUCCGGCGAACUUACAGGAAGAGGGUCCUCCUGUUGCCUCUCAAACAUCCUCCGAUCAGACGAACAGUACGGGUUCGUCGGAUAUGAUUACGCAGCACUGCGCGGAUAAAGAGGUUCAAACGAACUCUUCGAAACAGAAGGAGGCGAAAAAUCAAAUAAACGCGUCGAGAUCGAAGUCCUGCGAUUGCAGAUGCGAAAGUAAGAAGCAUUUGUCUAAGGAAUGUCGAUCGUGUUCCACGCAAAUGGCGAUCGAGACUAACAACGUAAGCUCAAAAUGCGAGGAUUGCCAGAAAAAGGUAUCCUGCGUUCACGAAAGGGAAGAGUUGAACUCGAAAGAGUGCAGCUGCACCGCUGCUUGCGAAUGCGAGAACAGUUUGUCCAAGAAGGGAUGGACAGCGAUGAGAUCUGGUACAAAGUAUUAUCAGGAUAGCAACGGCUACGUUUCGAGCUUUAAUCAAAAUAAUCGUACAAAAUUAUGCGAAUGCCAUUGUGGACAUUGGACGGAAACGGAGGAUCGUCCGAUUCAGACGCGACCUUAUCGGGCGACCAACGGUGAAUCUUCUCAAUAUAAAGUACAAAAAAACAGCCUGAAAUGCAAUUGCGAGAAGGAUUGUCUUUGUAACGUUAGAGGGAAAAGCGAGGACGCGUCGCAUGGUAGGAUCUGUAACAACGGCAGGUCAAAUUAUGCGGACGAAGGAAAUAAUCAGAAUAGUGAUUCUGAUCGAAAUUAUAAGCAAUGUUGUCGUUGCGGGGCCGCUUAUCAAACCGUGAAAAAAUGUAAUUGUAAUCAAACUUAUCCGAAAGCGGUAGCGUACGAGUUAUCGUUUUCUAAAGAUAACGACCGGAAAAACGAUAAUUUGGCGUCGUUGCAAAAAGUGCCAUUACCGAAUCGUACCGUUAACGGGGCUAAAAUCGAUGGCUGUGUCUGUAAUAUGAUUAAAAAGAAUGGCUCGAGUAAGAAUUCGACGCGGAAGGAUACUUUGCAGGAUUACUUGUCCAAGAAUAAAGCGGACUUCGUGAGCAAUGCAGAGACACGGAGACAAUACAUGUCGGAGAUAUCCCACCUGCGACAGCUGCGCAAGGAGAAACGAAUACAAUUGUUGGCUAUGGCUAGUACGUCGAACGUGGUAAAACCAUUGAAAGCUUGUUCUAAACCAACAGUUUGUACUCAGAGGAAGAUGAACGAUGAAGAAAUGAGGGAAAGACUGCGGAAGAGAUAUCUUCGUUUGAACGAAGUACGACAGAAGAAGCGACAACAAGAGAAGCAAGAGGAAGCACGACGUAACAAGCUGAUGGCCAAAAUCUUUUGUAAAAAGUUGCAGCAGAAAGUACUGAGGGGCCAAGUAGAUCUAUCGCAAAGCGUUAGCGUUAUCUCAAACAUAUAAUGUUAAGACGGAUGAUAGAGAUAAUAGAGAAGCGUACAAAGUAUUUCACCUUUUAACUCGACAGGGAUCAUUAAAUUGAAAGAUCUUGUUAUGAAUCUCACUUUUCUUUACGUUAUUGCAUAAUAUAUAUAUACAUAUCGUAUUCGUGUUUAUGUUUUAAUUUAAGACGCGUUUGAAAAAUUAUUGCUACGUUCGUUGUUGCUCGUGUGUAACACGGAUCGAGACUUAAACGAUCGAAGAAUAUUAAUUUGUUAUAUAUAACUAAGAAUUAUAGUAUUAUAGCGUGUUGAUCCUAUAGAUUCGUGCCUAAUGUUCACGGCAUUUGUAUCGAACUUAAAGAAAUUUUGUCUUGCCAAGAUAUUUUCAUAUAUUAAUGAUAUACUUAGACCACGACGCACGUUGCAUGAGAUCUGAUAUAGUGUUACAACAAUAAUAACUUUUAUUUUCGUGGAAGAAACGAUCAGUGAUUUCACGGUGUUCGAGGUUUCGCAUUUUACCGGUAAAAUGUUGUUGAAAGGAAAACCUUCGAGCGUCGUGGAAGCGUUCGUAGAAAACUGAAAUGCUUUAAGACGAUGAAAGUAGUUAUUAGUACCUGAAUCACAGUACACAACCCUUUGUUAAUCGUAAGACUUAGAUGAUAUAUAUAUAGUCUCUUGGAUUUUUCUAAUAUUUUACCUUUUUGUAUGACGAUUAUACUCAUUUGGUUAAUAAAAAUAUAACGUACA
Messenger RNA from Osmia lignaria (orchard mason bee), 5392 nucleotides. RefSeq lists its product as uncharacterized. Lineage: Eukaryota; Metazoa; Arthropoda; Insecta; Hymenoptera; Megachilidae. The record is from RefSeq and is a predicted model, not a curated record.